Sitodiplosis mosellana (orange wheat blossom midge) is the source of this 2271-nucleotide messenger RNA. Its product is annotated as phenoloxidase 2-like. NCBI's taxonomy places the organism in Eukaryota, Metazoa, Arthropoda, Insecta, Diptera, Cecidomyiidae. The record is from RefSeq and is a predicted model, not a curated record. Gene Ontology annotation, molecular function: oxidoreductase activity. Bases 55 to 2115 code for a protein of 686 amino acids. The transcript is spliced from 8 exons.
UGCAAGUUAUUUCUGAAUUCUUAAAGUGCAUUGAAGUUGAAUAGUUUAUGUGAAAUGUCGGCCAAACGUAAUUUGCUGUUUUUGAUGGAGCGUCCGCUCGAGCCAGUGUUUAUGGAGAAAGGGAAAAAGAACGUCAAGUUUGAUGUGCCACCCAGACUUUUAAGUGAUCGUUACAAGGGACGGCCAGAGGUUCAAGAUCGAUUCGGCGAACCUUUUGGAGAGCGAGUCACGAUUCGUGACAACAUCUCCCUUCCAAACUUGAGUGUUCCAAUGUCAUUGGGCCGAGACGAACAAUUUUCAUUGUUUAUUCCUCGUCAUAAACGCAUCGCUGGUGCAUUGAUUGACAUUUUUAUGGGAUUGAGAAGUGUUGAUGAUCUUCUAACGGUGGCGGUGUACGCCAGAGAUCGUGUGAAUCCAUUGCUAUUCAAUUAUGCCAUAUCGGUGGCCAUACUUCAUCGGCCAGACACUAAAGACAUGAAUAUUCCGUUAGUCUCCGAGCUAUUCCCUGGCAAAUUUAUGGAUUCGCAAGUAUUUCGCCAAAUCAGAGAAGAAGUCAGCGUUGUACCACAAGAAUCACGAGUGCCCAUUCUCAUUCCGACGGACUACACUGCUUCCGAUCUUGAACCAGAGCAUCGGUUGUGGUAUUUCCGUGAGGACAUCGGACUCAAUUUGCACCAUUGGCAUUGGCAUCUCGUGUACCCUACCGAUGCGAACAAUGAUGCUAUCGUUCGCAAGGAUCGACGUGGUGAACUUUUCUAUUAUAUGCAUCAACAGAUUAUUGCCCGUUAUAACCUUGAGCGUUUCUGCAAUGAACUGUCACGUGUAAAGCGUUUCAACAACUUUAGAGAGCCAAUUCAGGAAGGAUAUUUCCCAAAACUGGACUCACUCGUUGCUUCGCGUGCUUGGCCAGCCCGCCCAGCAAACACCAGGAUAUCCGAUUUGAGCCGUGAUUUGGACCAAAUUCGAUAUGAUAUCAACGACUUAGAUCGUUGGACCAGUCGUUUUGUGCAAGCGUGUCAUCAGGGCUGGGUUGAAGAUCCAUCUGGCAAUCGUAUUCGAUUGGAUGAAACUCGUGGGAUUGAUAUUUUGGGUGACAUCAUGGAGUCAUCAUCUAUUUCAAUCAAUCGUGAUCUUUACGGCAACUUGCAUGGCAUGGGCCAUGUCUUCAUUUCGUACGCUCACGAUCCAGAUAAUCGUCACUUAGAAUCAUUUGGCGUGAUGGGCGAUCUUACAAUCACACUCAGAGAUCCAUCGUUCUUCAGAUGGCAUGCAUUUGUCGAUGAUAUGUUCCAAGAGCACAAGCAGCGCUUACCUCAAUACACAACUCGGCAGCUUGAUUAUCCAGGUAUUCAAGUAACUAAUAUCCAAGUGCGAACAGAUCGUGGCCCACCAAAUGUGCUUCAAACAUUCUGGCAACAAUCUGAUGUCGACUUAUCGCGUGGUCUUGAUUUUGUUCCCCGUGGAAAUGUAUUUGCCCGGUUUACACACUUGCAAAAUGCCGACUUCACCUAUAACAUCAACGUGAACAACACCACUGGUCGCCCGGCUAUGGGCACGUGUCGCAUAUUUUUGGGUCCACGAAACGACGAGAGAGGCCAACCAUUUUUAUUCAGAGAUCAACGACUUCUCAUGAUUGAACUGGACAAAUUCACUAUUUCAUUAAAUCCUGGUGAUAAUUUGAUCAGACGCCGUUCGACUGACUCAUCCCUUACUAUUCCGUUUGAGCGUACAUUCCGCGAUAUUGAUACAAAUCGGCCAGGUGACAAUACACAAGAGCUGGAAGCAUUCAAUUUCUGCGGCUGUGGAUGGCCCCAACAUAUGCUCAUUCCAAAAGGAAGAACGGGAAGGGGCUUUGAAUGUGUACUGUUUGUAAUGGUAUCUAACUACAAUGAUGACAGAAUUGAUCAAGAUUUGGUGGGCACGUGCUCCGAUGCGAGUGCGUUUUGUGGUGUUCGUGAUCGCUUGUAUCCAGACCGUAGAUCGAUGGGUUAUCCAUUUGACCGCUUGGCACGUCAAGGCGUUGAUCGCUUGCAACAAUUCUUAACUCCCAACAUGAAUAGCAUCCCAUGCACCAUUGUGCAUGAAGAUCGUACGGUGCAACGCAGACGACCAUGAAUUUAAUGACAAAUCACUCGCAAUUAUUUCAUGAUUUUGAUUGAAUCCUUCAAUAUUUAUAAAAACCAUUGAAUAACUGCAUGUGAUGCACUUUUAUCCAACUAUUCAUUCUCGCCUCUCAUUACUGAAUAUUCUAAACUACAAAUAUACUUAUCG